Messenger RNA from Paraphaeosphaeria sporulosa, 1482 nucleotides. RefSeq lists its product as uncharacterized. Gene Ontology annotation, cellular component: cytoplasm; nucleus. The record is from RefSeq and is a predicted model, not a curated record. Gene Ontology annotation, biological process: secondary metabolite biosynthetic process. The coding region runs from base 381 to 1169 and encodes 262 amino acids. Lineage: Eukaryota; Fungi; Ascomycota; Dothideomycetes; Pleosporales; Didymosphaeriaceae. The transcript is spliced from 3 exons.
UGCACCCCGAUUGAUAUUGUACAUAACAUUACAGGUGUAUAGAUUUGUUUGUCACGUUGAAGGUCCCGAAAUAAGAUAUUUGCAUAGCACUGGGUACUCGAAUACCCCGCAGUCGAGAGCUGAGUGAGCACGCAAGAGCACGGAGCAAAAGAAAUACAUUCAAGGUUGAAAGACCAGAGAUUCAAGCUACGCAGAGAGUAGCCAAAGUACGUGUAACGUGCUGGAAGCAGAAAGUGAAGAGGUGGAACUGGAAGGCACGGUCCUAGGACAAACGCAAAGAUUGGAACCACCUCCGUCGGUGAGCAGAGCCCUGAACUCCAUCAUUCUCGUACAGAUCGGAGAAUAAACAAUUGAGAACACUCGCAAACGCGACCUUAAGCAUGGCGAAACCUACGCUUCUCGCUUUCCAUGGCUCUGGCAGCAACGACACGAUUCAUUACGUACAGCUGGCUCGCAUAUCGCGGUUUCUGAAACAGCAUUUCGAGAUAGAGGCACUGUGUGGUCCAAUCGAAUCUGCCGCCGGCCCAGGUAUCCUCCCCUUCUUCGACGGCUGCGGUCCCUUCUACCGCUGGGCACCCCCCAGCGACAUCGUGAACGCGUCCACCAGCCCAACCUACGGCCCGAUGCUCCCCGAAGUCUGCUCUCUCAUCGAAGCCGCCGUCUCCCGGGCACGCAGCAAAGGCAGCAAAGUCGUCGGCGUCAUCGGCUUCUCGCAGGGCACACGCGUGGUCGCUGGUCUACUCAAGGCGUCGCAGAUCCAGCGGGUGUUAGCGAAGGAAGGAAAGGGCAAGGCUUUGGAGUGGCUAGCUGACAUCCGCUUCGGACUGAGCGUGUGUUCGUCGUUCCCGCCGGCGCUGGUGCCUGCGGCUGUGCUGGAGGCUGUUAAAACGUCGGGCCAGGACGAGGACCAGCAGAAGGCGUUGCUGGAAGAAAAGAUUGUGCUGCCGGCGCUGCAUGUGCUGGGGAGCCAGGAUGAGUGGGCGUGGGCGGGGAAGUUGUUGAUUGGGAGCGCGUAUGAGACGGAUGUGGAGCCCAAGGUGGAUGUGGAGAAGGGGAAGAAUGGCGUUCUUGAGUUUGCUAUGGGACACCAUUACCCUGUGCAGCCCGAGGAUACGGAGAAGGUUGCGAAUUGGGUUUUGGGCACGUGGGAAGGCGUGAAAGGAGAGUAGUUGUGCGGGGAUACAGGCGCGUCCUGCGAGACUGAGGGCUACGAUACGUAGCACGAUCAUGCGCAAAGCGAGGAAUGCGAGAAGUUAUGAGGAAUUGAUAGACUCGCCAUAGAUUCAGUUUUGUCGUGCAUUUCGAUGCAGCUCAAGUUGGUUAUACAGGAGGUAGUACAAGCCUUUUAGAAGCGAGAAAUGCGAGGACUUUAGUCAGAACUAGCAGAAAAAUUAUAUUACCGUUCCGCCGACACCAGCCUACUCCUCGCAAACUUCCCUAUCACCAUGGAAAUCCAAUAUAUAAAGCCAUGCACUUUUACUG